Messenger RNA from Cylicostephanus goldi, 398 nucleotides. Lineage: Eukaryota; Metazoa; Nematoda; Chromadorea; Rhabditida; Strongylidae. The record is from the annotation of a GenBank genome assembly.
AUGCGACAUAUCCUUCAACCAGACAUGAAACAUCUUUGUAUUGUCCUCGCCGUUUUGCCAGCCAUAAUGACCUUCGACUGCGGAAUAUCUGAAGGAGACCGCCGUCUCAAUGAACUUGUGGCGCACGCUCUUACAUUGAAGAAACACUGCUUAGCUGCGCUCAAAGCUAGAAGAAUUGCAUCUGAUGACGGAGACAGCACCGAACCUGACACCGAAGUCGUUAGAGACGAACAGCCUUUCAGCACAAAUAUCACCGGAGACUUUUUGCGGAAAUUGGAGAGAGCAAGAGAUAAGCUAAAAGCGGACGAGACCAACAGCGAUGAGGUGAAAGUUGGGUGCUCUGCUGGUCGACCUCCGAGCAGAACUGUAUGUAUCCUCUGGAAACGAAACGAUUGAAC